Messenger RNA from Blastomyces dermatitidis ER-3, 360 nucleotides. RefSeq lists its product as uncharacterized. The annotation marks the transcript as partial. The transcript has a single exon. The record is from RefSeq and is a predicted model, not a curated record. NCBI's taxonomy places the organism in Eukaryota, Fungi, Ascomycota, Eurotiomycetes, Onygenales, Ajellomycetaceae.
GUGCCAUCCACCAAAACGGUCCCCUGUUCUACCUGGAACGGCCAUGCUGCGUUAGCUCGGCACUACUCCUCGCUCCAAGCUCAAUUUGUCCCUGUACUAUGCGUAAGACCUUUUAAACAUUUUUCUCCCCCACCUUUUUCUCCCUCCUCGAGUCCUCGUGAGCAUCACGGACAAAACGCAUCAAACCCGAUAAUUCUCUUAUUGGAUGUGAAUGAUGAUUUGGGCGGGAAGGUUGAAAAUGCUGCACUGAUCAUAAACUUACUCUUGAUUUUGCUACAAAACCCCCCUUUUACCUUCUCGUUGCAGCUUACUACGUAUAGAGUAUCAUCAUUGCUUCGUAUAUCUCAUAGAAACUUGUGA